Messenger RNA from Suhomyces tanzawaensis NRRL Y-17324, 1383 nucleotides. RefSeq lists its product as uncharacterized. The transcript has a single exon. Lineage: Eukaryota; Fungi; Ascomycota; Pichiomycetes; Serinales; Debaryomycetaceae. Gene Ontology annotation, molecular function: N-acetyltransferase activity. The annotation marks the transcript as partial. The record is from RefSeq and is a predicted model, not a curated record.
CUCGAACGGGUAUUUCUCUGUCGGAAUGUGGAAUCAUUAUAUCCUAAUUUUAAUGUCAUAGCAAAAUUCAAUGUAGCAUUCAAUCCGAGCCAAUUGUCGAAUGCAUUGACCAGAAUUUUGAGGCAAAGAAUUUGGCUAACUUAUAAUUUUUACAAAUUAAGUGAAGAAGAUGAUUCGGUAACCGGAUAUACCGACUGGGAACUUCGGACUGUGCUGAAGAUCCGUUUUGAUGAUGUUGUCAGUUUUGAGCGUGUCGAAGUUUUUAACAAGGAAAUAUUCAAUAGAGUGUCAAGGCUCUAUGUCCCGGUAAACGUAGAAAAUCUUCCCCUCUGGAGGAUUAAAGUGUUUGAGCUACCUACAGGAGAACAAUAUUUGUGUAUCUAUUUUGAUCACAUAUUGUAUGAUGGUCUCUCUGGAGUACAACUCCAUAAGGAAAUUUGCGAGGAAUUAUCACAAUUGACAGAUGAAAAGCAAGUGGAGUAUAUCUUUGACCUUGAAAGAGAUUACGAGUAUCUUCCACCUUAUCCAGAUCCACCUAUUGAAAACAAUAAGGUGUACAAGCCAGCAGUUACAGAGCUCCUUGUGGCUAAGUUUACUCAGCUAUUUCCUCGAGUUACUAAGACAUUUGAGUACUUAAGCAUGCUUUUAUCCGAUAUGAAACCUAAUUGUGCCAAAAACCCCGUAUUUAAAACAGGCAAGGCUGUCCCAGUUCCGGAUUCAAAAUUUGCAAUUGCCAACUUGAGUUCAAGCCAACUUGAAAAAGUCCUUCACUAUUGCAGGUCGCAGGGACUCACUUUAACUCCAUAUGUACAAGCAAUAGCCAUGGAAUGCUUGGAAGAAAUAGUUUUCCCCCAUUAUGCCACAGGUCAUAAAUUCAGUACGGAGACUGCCAUAGCCAUUGAUGUUAGACGGUACUUACCAGCCCAACUGGAAUUUAAUUUCGGCUGUAAUGCAACGGUGCAAUACUUUCAUCUACCCCCUCUCUCUGGAUGCACGCAGAAAUUCAUGAGGUAUGUACAGGCUGCUUUGCAUAAGACAAUCGAAAAACGUAAGUUGGGUGUAAUUCAUGCAUUGGGCAUUAUAAGAUACCUCUCGUAUGAGCAGUUUUAUCCUAUUGUCAAGAAAGCAGUCAGGCAUACAUUGUUAAUUUCAAACGUUGGCAAGGUUAAGCAACCAGAAAGUACAUAUCAGAUUCAGGACAUUUAUUUCAGUCAGUGCAUUGGUUUGCGGUAUUACAUGACUGUUUGUAUGAUAAGUUGCUCCGAAGGAGGGUUGAAUGCGGUUGUAUCGUAUCUUCCUGAAUUUGAUGACUUAUAUGAUGGUGACAGAAAGACAAUGGAUAUUUUUGUUGAACGUUUCAAGCAGAGAUUGAUGGGCUAUUUG